Messenger RNA from Anopheles arabiensis, 2834 nucleotides. RefSeq lists its product as uncharacterized. The record is from RefSeq and is a predicted model, not a curated record. Lineage: Eukaryota; Metazoa; Arthropoda; Insecta; Diptera; Culicidae. The coding region runs from base 1 to 2364 and encodes 787 amino acids. The transcript has 8 exons.
AUGGGUCACGUGCUGAUACGGACGAUUGACAAAUUUGCCCAGCACAGCAAUAUACAGCUACCAACCAACCACCAUCACCACCACAAGCCGCCAAUCUCCGACGGUAUGAACAUGAAGAAGUUCAUGACGACUACCAAAACGCCAGCAGCGGUAGCAACAGUUGCGGGUUCGUCGCCAUCACCACCGGCAACGUUCGCCUGCGAGACCAUGCCGCUGCAGGGAGCCGUCCGCAAUGGAAGUGCAGCGUCCAGCGAGCGCACCGAGGACCCCGGCACAGCUGGACCAUCUCCAACUCCUACGCCAACUUCAACCGCCACUGGCCAGCCGGGUGCGUCGCUGGACGAAACACAAGGCGCGGCAAACGCGAAAGGUUCCUCCUCGCUCGGCCGAGGCGCACCGUCGACGGUGGGCGACACAGCGUCCACCACCACAUCUGCCUCGACCGGGGUGGUGAAGAUGUGCGGCUAUUUGAAGAAGAAAAGAAACAAAAUGGGCGGCUGGCGGAAGCUGUUCUUCAUACUGCAGAACCAGCUGCUGCUGUCGUACUCGUCCCGGGACGACUACGAGAAGAAGCUCGCCCCGUUCAAGGACAUCAUCAACCUGGUGCCGGGCACGAUCAUCAUCCCAACCACUGGGCCGCGCUUCACCAUCGAAACGAACUCGAAGCUAAUGUACACAUUCCGCUGCGACGAUCACCGGAGCUGCUCCGAAUGGAUAAUGGCCCUGCUGGACAGCCUCACCGUGGCGAACGGCGGCCACGGUACGGACCGUAACUUCAGCUUACAUAAUGGAUUCCACCGGUCCACGCUGCCGCUGACGUCCUACUCGCUGCCGGCCCUAAGCUGCCAGCCAUUCGCCGGGCCAGUUGGCCGGCUGGGCGGACCGACGCUGGGGCUCAAGAAGCGGGCCCCUCAGCCACCGUUGGUGCGUUCCGGGCCACCGAAGCCACCGCGCAUCGUCCUGGAGCCGGAGGUGCACGACUCGAACGACGAAGAUGAUCUCAACAACAACCACGUGCUGGGCGGGAGCCUCACCGGACUGGACGGGCCGUCCAAGUCAAGAGCGGCCAGUGUGCAGACGACCAGCAGAGGUGGAGAUGAGGGCGAUAGUGGCCGGCCGGAGUCUGCUGCCGGCGAAUCGAGCGCUCCCGCCGCCGAGACGAAGGGUGCCGAUCGCUUCGAGGGUGUCGAUGAAGAGGGCGCUGUGGCACCGGCCGCUCCCAGACGACCCCGUCCCGAAGGGAGGGAGGAAGGGCUGGAACGUGCCGCUCGGCCGAGGCAGCAGAUCUUUCGACUGCACCAGGACGUUUGGAGCCAAGCUCACCGCCAGUCGAUGGACGUGUGUCGCAUCAACAGCAUGUUCAGCGAGCGGCAGCCGGCACUGACCCCGGACGGGACGGCCAGAAGUGCCAGCUCGGCUGGCGUAAGCUUCCCAGCCGUCGCCUGCGAGGCGCAUCUGUACGAGGAUGUCGGUGGGCCGUGCCCGGUGCUGGAACCGGAACCCAUCUACGCCGUGGUGGACGUGCGGGCGAAGCGCUCCCGACGGCUUGCCCGCACUCUGAACCCGACGACCGCCACGCCGGACGGAAGCGAACGUACCGACGGUGGCGGUGGCAAUCGGAAGGUGUCCGUCUCGCUACCCCAGAUAUCGGACGGCGUCGAGCUGGCCACCGUCACCGAGCGGCGACCGGUGACGGCCCGCAGCUGCAGCAACUACGACGACUACGAGGACGUUAACUAUCUGUUCGUCUCGGGCCAUCAGCGGCGACCGGCGGCCGGCACCGAGACGGACAGCGUGGGAACGGACGGGUCGCGGGAACAGCUUGCCGCGCGCCACGAAUCCUACGGCGAGGAGCACAUCUACGAGCCGAUACUAGUCGCUGAACAGAUACCGACCGUCCCGACGAGCGGAUCCUCCUCGUCCCUGCCUGCCCCUGCCACCGACCAGCAGCAGCACCAUCACCGCAGCCUGUGGCGGCACCUGAAGCGCAUGCAUCUGCAGGGCUCCUGGCGCCGGUUGACGCACCGACACGCCUCCGGCAGUCCCAAGCCGGACCUGGACGGCCGCUCGACGACCGCGACCGCACUGGAGGGGCUGGGCCGCCGGCUCGACAGCCACCGGCGGUCGAUCAAGAAGCGCAUCAAGAAUCUGUGCGAACGCAUCGAUCCCGUCGGCACGAGCGCGUCCGCGACCAGCCAUCACCAGCCGGAGGGAGGCGACGAACCCGACGCCAUCGCCACCGCCGCCGCCACGGAACAAAUUGCCGAAUCGUCCAGCGGGGUCGGGUCGAGGAAGUCCGUAUCGCUGGACAGCUUUCUGCUAGCGACCGGCCAACAACAGCAAGCGUCCUUGCCCAGGUGUUAGCGCACUCGGAGGAUGUCACAUGGCGCCACGGCAUGGACGCCAAACGUUUCAAACGGCUCGUCGCGGGCCACAGGCAGGUUGUAUUUUAACGCAAAGCGAGAUGGGGGAGGGUGCGGCAAGGAGGAGAGCAUCUUAGGAGGUUAGGAUUUUAACUUAGGAGGAACCUUUACGGCUACGCUCUCGUGUGUAACGAGACAAGCGAAACACAUUGUGCUAUUUUAGUGUUUUUUUAACAACUGACAACAAAACUCUCGAUAAAAAAAAAACAAGAACAGGGUGUACUUCUUCUUUCCGUGCCUUUCUGGCUUUUCUUGAUAGUGAUGGGAAAAAUGAAGUUUUUGUCGGAAUCGAUUCCGGCUAGCUCCGAAGUUGGUUCCAGAAUCGCAAUCGGCUCCGAAAUCGGAAUUAGUUCCGACUACCUCCGAAGUUUUCUAGAAUCGAUUCCGGACAGUAGGUCCAGAAUAAGUUUC